Chenopodium quinoa (quinoa) is the source of this 1526-nucleotide messenger RNA. Its product is annotated as thioredoxin-like 1-2, chloroplastic. NCBI's taxonomy places the organism in Eukaryota, Viridiplantae, Streptophyta, Magnoliopsida, Caryophyllales, Amaranthaceae. Gene Ontology annotation, biological process: cell redox homeostasis. The transcript is spliced from 4 exons. The record is from RefSeq and is a predicted model, not a curated record. Bases 429 to 1238 code for a protein of 269 amino acids.
UUACUCAUAAAUUAGUUGUCAUCUUUAUUAUCAUCAUUCAUAUCCUCAAUUAUUAAUAUUUUUAUUUUUUUUUCCAAAAAAAAAACUUGGAUAAGCCUAUACUUAUACCCACCAACUUUUGGACCCCUUCUUCAUCUUCAACCUUCAAAAUUUCUCUCUUUUGCUUACUUUGACACUUUCUACCACAAAAUUUGAAUUGAAUUUUUUUUUUUCUACCUAAUCUCUUUUUAAUUUUUCUGAUCUUUGAAAUUUGAAGGUUGGAAAAAAAAGUCAAAAAAAAGUUUAAGAGAACUUUAAUUUGUUCGAUUCUAGCACUUUUUGAUCCAAAAGUUGAAGUGGGUCUAACUUUAAAAGACCACAAAACCCCAUAAAAAAAAUACCCAACCUUUUAUUUUUCUUACAUUCUUAAAAAAAAAAUAAAAUAAAAAAUGGCAUCUUCUUCUUGUUCUUUGAAACAUGGAAUCUCUGUUUCUGGGUUUAUUGAAAAAACCAUUGUUAAACCCAAAACCACUGAACAAUUCCCUCAAAAUUAUGACUUUAAAACCACCCAACAACAAUUUCCAGAUUUGAACUGCCAAUUUCUGGGACAAUCCCUUAUUGUCUCAGAUCAGAAGAAUUUACCAAUCUCAACUACCAAAUUCUCUGUUCAGGCACAAGCAUCAUAUUGUGUGAGCAAAGCAAUGAGAUGGUGGGAAAAGACAUUGAAGCCUAAUAUGAUAGAGAUCCGUUCAGCUCAACACCUUGAUGAUGAACUUAAGAAUGCUUUUGAUAAUCUUGUUAUUGUUGAUUUUUAUUCUCCUGGUUGUGGUGGUUGCAAGUCCCUUCAUCCCAAGAUUUGUCAGCUGGCUGAGUCAAACCCAGAUGCAAUUUUCCUGAAGGUCAAUUAUGAGGAGCUGAAACCAAUGUGCCAUGCUUUGAAUAUACAUGUUUUGCCCUUUUUUAGGUUUUACCGUGGUGCAGAAGGCCGUGUUUGUAGCUUCAGUUGUACAAUAUCAACAAUUAAGAAGUUUAAAGAUGCAUUAGCAAAACACAAUACAGAAAGAAGUUGUAGCCUGGGAGAAGCUAAGGGGCUAGAGGAAUCUGAGAUGAUUAAAUUGGCAUCAAUGGGUCAAUUAUCCCUCGAUUCGCGUGUACCGACAUCGAUUAAGGAUGGAUUAUUAGAAGAAUUGAUGUUAGAGAAGAUGGAUUUCUCUAACUCAAAGAAUGUGACUGCAAAUAAUGCAAUGUUGGUUAGCUGAUUUAGGUUAACAUGAAAUGUUGUUAGCCUAAAGUUUAUUUCUUUAGUUUAGGGACGUAAAUAUUUAAUUUGGUGGGUUUGAUACAAGGUUAAGGGGGGUUCUGGGUUUUUUUUUUUUAAUUAAUCCCUUGUUAAUUUUAGAUUGAUUGAAAUUAUGUCAUUUUUUAUAAUGUAAUUUAUGAUCUGGAUGAAAUGGGAAAAAAAAAAUUCAGAUCCCCAAGAUCAUACAGUAUUUCAGAUACCAGACUGUCUUAAUCCCUAACCAACUCUUGGUUGAUGAUUACUGCCA